AUGCAAUCUCCACCGAACUUUGAUUCUUCCCGCCCUGCUCACGCUCCUCUUCGUCUACUGUCUCUCGAUGGCGGGGGCGUCAGAGGCCUCUCCAGUCUGAUGAUCCUUGGCGAAUUGAUGGAAAAUAUUGCUCAGGAAGAGAAGAGACUGGGGAAGCGAGCGAUCAACGACGACACGCUACUCAAACCUUGCGACUACUUUGACCUUAUCGGCGGAACAUCUACAGGAGGGAUCAUCGCUGUGCUCCUCGGAAGACUUCGACAAGAUGUGCCGUCAUGUAUUAAGAUAUAUACACGGCUUGCCAAGGAAAUCUUCAAGAGGGACCGCUCCAUCCAUAUCUCCGGCCUGAAGAUUCCUAUCGGCCCAACCCGUUUCUCCGGGAAGGUACUCGAGAGUGCUAUCAAAAGAGCUCUGAGGGAUCUUGGUUACGAUGAGAAUGAGUUGAUGUGGGAUGAUUCUCUCUUCGAGGAAGUUGUUGAGCCUGUCAGCCAGGGAAAAGAAAAUAAUAUCUGGACAAACUCAUCACGCGACUUGGAUUCUACCAAUGACCCUUCACACAGUCUAGCAGUGCCGGAUAAAAAAGAAGCUGCGAAGAGAGACCAACCAGGAAUCAAUGCGGGAUUUGCUGAAGGCGACGCUUCGGUCACCAUUAGAAGUCCUAACGACUUCAGCGACCUAGGUUCUACUACAAACAUCUCCGUCAACGAUUCCAAGGCCCACUGGGAUAAAUCGACAUGGCGAGUGCAUCAAGACUCUUCAGUACGACGCAAGGCAAACAGGGGAGGAUGUCGGGCUUUCGUCGUUUCGGCCCUCAAAAAUGCUCUCGGGCUACCACACAUCCUUGCAACAUACGACCCUAAUGAUCGCACCACCCGUAUAUGGGAAGCUCUUCGAGCAACAUCUGCCGCUCCUACCUUCUUUGAGGAGAUGACAUUUGGGACACCGCACGUUACUUAUCUCGAUGGAGGUAUGGGCUACAACAACCCCUGUUCAGAGGUUGACUAUGCCGCAAAGUCAAUUUGGGAAGGCCGGACAAUUGGCAUGAUUGCAUCCAUUGGCACCGGUAUACAGACUAUUCCAUCUGUCAAGAAGAUCGCUCUCUGGCUACCUUUUGGUCUGGGUACCGAUAUUUCCCUCGCUUCGGCCCUCGCAUCUAUGGCAAUGAGUACCGCCCGCGUCGACAAUGAAAUGCAGCGAACGUACUACGGCAAAGACACGCGGUACUUCCGUUUUGACGUCGAUGGCGGCCUUGAGAACAUUUCCCUCGAACAAUGGAUGAAGGAGGACGAAAUGGCGACGUUGACAAAUCAGUACAUGCGAGAUCCAUAUCAGAUCAGAAGAGCUCGCCAAUUCGGGAAAACGAUGACCAAGCUCAGUGUUUUGCCGCCAAAUUUCGAAAUCGAUGCGCUGCAUUUCCGUGUUGGCAUCAACGGCCGCGGCAUAUUCGACGGCGAAUACAUGCAGAAAGAAGUGGGCUUCGAAACAGACAAGUCCACUGAGUCUGACGCAUCUAGCCCAUUGGAAAACAACAACGGGCCUAUUGUGCACCGAAUCCAACCUCGCGGCCGCGGCAAUGCCAUCGUCGAUAAGGAUACUGGUCGCUUUCGCCAGGUUCGUCCAGUGUUCCUAAAGCCGAACAUCAACAACGAGGACAGGGAGCCGGCUGUAUUGAACUGUCUCCGGUGUGAAAACACAUGCUUGCGGGCUAUAAGAACUGGUAUACCACCGGGCAUUUACAAGGUUAAAUGGAUUGUCAGCCAUCAGGAGUCCGAGUACAGUCCUCCAGUAAAUGUCAUCUUCUCCGUUGGGAAGCCAUUUGACCCGACUGUGUACUUGGAUCGGUUCGUGGAUGUGCGUAUAUCUCCGGACAUUGCCACAGUCUUGCUCCGCCCAGACGCUGUGCGUGUGAGGCUUGGACGCAGGCGAUAUGAGGCAAAAAAGAAUAAAGGGUGGUAUGAAAUUGAAGGCGACAAUCUCGUUGAGGUUGAUCUCGAAGGAGCACUUGGCUUUAUGAUCAACACCAAGUGGGAGGAGGACUUUGUCCUUGGUGGUUGGAGUUUUGGAGGCGUCCGGCUUGAACCUGUGUUCGAAGAUCCGCACGGCAAAAUUUGA
This is a messenger RNA of Aplosporella prunicola CBS 121167, 2112 nucleotides long. RefSeq lists its product as uncharacterized. The record is from RefSeq and is a predicted model, not a curated record. Gene Ontology annotation, biological process: arachidonate metabolic process. Bases 1 to 2112 code for a protein of 703 amino acids. Gene Ontology annotation, cellular component: membrane. Lineage: Eukaryota; Fungi; Ascomycota; Dothideomycetes; Botryosphaeriales; Aplosporellaceae. The transcript has a single exon.